This is a messenger RNA of Caenorhabditis bovis, 480 nucleotides long. Lineage: Eukaryota; Metazoa; Nematoda; Chromadorea; Rhabditida; Rhabditidae. The record is from the annotation of a GenBank genome assembly.
AUGGGCGGCUCGUCAAACGUUAGAGCCUAUAAAUACUGUCCUCCGUUUUGCGAUUCUACAUUCGGUCUUCGAUACUCAAAAAUGAACUCGAUUGUUUUGUUGCUUUCUCUCGUCGCUCUUUCAUCAUGCCAAUACUUGUAUUAUUAUCCAACAUACACGCCGAUGUAUUAUUACUAUCCAACUGCUGCCGUUGCUCAGACGACCCAGAAUGAUGGAACAUACCAACAGCAACAGCAAGUACAGCAGCCACAGCAGUACCAGCAACAACAGCAACAGUACCCGGCUACCCAACAGCAGCAAUACACCACCCAACAGCAACAAGGAGCUCAAUACGAUGUGACGAACCAGCGACCACAACAGUACAAUAACCAAGUGCAGUAUGACCCAUCAACUUCCUCCUCGCAAGGUGUUGUUGCCGCACAGCCAGUCUACUACUACUACACCUCCCCAUAUUAUUAUUACACUCUUGGAAGAAAGUAG